Yamadazyma tenuis ATCC 10573 is the source of this 3287-nucleotide messenger RNA. RefSeq lists its product as uncharacterized. The record is from RefSeq and is a predicted model, not a curated record. Lineage: Eukaryota; Fungi; Ascomycota; Pichiomycetes; Serinales; Debaryomycetaceae.
AAGUCUCACCGACAAUAGCCAUAUAUAAUGACUGCCGAAGCAAAGAAAGAUUUGGUGCAGUUGAUUGAGGAUGUCUUCCUGGUGCUUGAAAGGGCCGAUAUCGAAACAUCUAUUUUAUCAUUGGACUUCCCAUCUAAUUUUUAUGAAGCUGAUUCAACAAAGAUAAUAGACUCAUUGCGAAACUUCUUUGAUGAGUCUGGGGAUUCAGGUUCCACCACAACUAUAUUGAAAAAGAACGAUUCCAAGGAGUAUACUAAUCUUUAUGAUAUCUAUCAUGACAUCAAGGUUGCCAGUUCCCUCAAGAUAAGAAACCUCAAGAUUGGAUCCAAAGACUACAAAGCUAUAGAUUUCUUCUACAAGUUUUCUACUGAGAUUUUAUUAAGGGAAAGUAGUUUGCUUAAAACUGCUUUAUUUUCCUAUUCUAGUGAGAACGACACUCCUUCUGAAUUGGAAGAACAAGUGGCUUCUGAUUUCGAGAAGAUUGGUCACAGCUAUAGUGUUUCCAAUGGUGAGGUGGCGACAUACAUGAGCGAAAUGCCAAAUCCUAGUGCAUCAAGUCUUAUUCCUUCCUUUGGUUAUGCUACUUCUUCUGCUCCUCCCACCAUUAAACAACCUUUAUUCACAUCUCAACUUGGUAAGAGUGAAUUGGAUCCUAGAUUUACCUUGAUUCCUGAACCUUAUAACUUGGUCAAGUCCAUACCUUUACCGAAGAAUGUGGGCUCCAGUAGUGCUACAUUUGAAACGUUGAACGCUCAUGUAUCCAAGAUUCCAUUGCCUACUAACAAACCAACUACCGUGUUGGACAACUUUCUCUACAUAACAUGGUACAUCAUCAAGGCUCCUGAAUGGUUGACUUACACUGGAAAAACCUUGAAGCCAACUAUUACUUCAAAUUUGUUCAAGGAUGCAAACAAGAACGAAUUCAGGUUAGCCAAUUCAAAUAACGAGCUGGUAAAAUCCUUUGCUCCUAAAUUCGACUCUAAAGGAACUGGGGUCUCGGAGAUUUUAAAGAACAAUGUUUGGUUAAACCAAAUAGGCUAUAAGAAAAUCGACGAAAUUAGAAAAGAAUACUUGAAGAAUACAGGAAAGGAAAUAGUCACUGACCAAAACAAGGAAGAGUCUGACUCCAAGCUGAGCUUAAAGGUUGAGACCAAGGAGGCUGUGGAUGAUGAUGAGAACGUCUAUUUUGAAGAUUAUGACGAAAGUAAGACGAUUGAGAUUGAAAAAGUUCUCAAAUGGGACCCGACUGAAAUUGACGUUUUGAAAUCCCUCAAGAAGGAUAACAAACAGAUCACGGGUUCUGCGAAGCAUCUUCAACAAUUGAUCUCAAAGGAAUUGUUGAAGUUGAACAAAUUACGUCAAGAAAGGUUCCUUAGAAGUAACUUUAACAAUGUGUUGCCUGCAACCUUGGCAGAGAAAAAGUUAUACAAGAAAAUCACAAAAUUAAUAUCUUUGUCAAUCAACUUGCACAAAGUGGCACCAUCUGAUUUACCUUUGGAGUUUAGUAAGAGGGUACCUGUGUUGAUGACUGAUUAUUCUGGUACCUUACCUAGUUUACCAGCAAGUAAAUCAAGAUCAACCAGAUUGCCAAACAUAAGAGGUCCCUACAAGAAGAAGCCUCGCUAAUCGGUAGGACUGGUUUAACUAUAUGUAUUGUAUCUAAUGUAAAGAAAACUCUUGUGAAAACUAUAUAUCAGCACCGUUAGCGAAUGCUAUGAUUAGGUAGAAGUUCAACGAGCUGAUGAUGAGCCAAGUUAAAACACUGGCAAUUGUCAACACUUUGCCGUUCUCAAAUGUAUACUUUCUGACUGUCACUGGAGCACUCGAGUUCUGUCCUUCACCGGUCAAUAAUGCAGUGUUUUCGUUGAUGAUUAAAUGCUCGCUAGUAUCAAAAACCGUGAGAUACUCUUUUUUGCAGGUGAAGUAAAUCAAAGGUGCACUAACUACUGGCAAAAUAAAACUAAGAACCACUUGGGAGGAGUUCAUGAUCUUACUCACACCUUCACGUCCAAGAAUACCGAUGAAAAACAAAACUGGUACAAUGGCCAAUACUCUUGUGAUUAUACGUCUCAACCAAGGUUUAACAGACCAAUUUAUAAACCCUUCUGAGAUGAUUUGACCGGCCAUAGUACACACAAUUCCAGCACUUUGACCCGAAAACAACAUCGAUAAUGCAAAUAUAAGACCUGCUGCUGGUGAAAUAUAGUAGGAUAACAUCUGAUAUAUCGAAAGCAAAUCGGCAUUGUCAGCAUCCGGUUUACCAAAUAAGGAACUGCCUGCCACAAUUAAAAUUGCAGAAUUGACAAACACUGCUAUAAUGAACAAAGAAAGCACCAAUUCAGUAUACGAAUAGUUCAAUGAAUACUUUAUAGCUUCGUACGAUGGUCGAUACUUUCUUGACAAGCUUGUACCAUCAGAAAUACUUCUAAACUUGUGAAUAGUAGCAUGUAAUUCCUGAUCGGAGCUUGAUGCUAUUGAAGUUGAAUCCGGGUCUUCUGAGUCCUGACCAGUAAUGAAUCCGUGUUUGAUAUCAUAAUCUUUCAAUCUGGAUUGCACCAAAGCAGAUCCCAAGAAUAAAGAGUGAGGCAUAACCGUGCUUCCAACUAUUCCACAGCUCAAGAAUAAAGCAUUUUGUUCCUUGAAGAUCUGGCCAUUUACUGGUAAAACUCCUUUGAUUAUCCCACCAAGAGCUCCUUCUGGAAAGUCACAUUUGAAUAGCUCAAGGAUAAAACAGAGGCAAGUAGCCAAUACCAAAAUAGAUACAAGAAUCUCAAAUAGUCUUGUCUGUUUCAUGGACCCAUCUUUAUGAUAUACCAUCAAGAUUAUCAAUACGUCCAAAAUGGUUAUAAGCACUCCGUAGAACAAGGGUAUUCCAAACAAAAUCUCCAAGGAAAUAGCGGUUCCCACAACUUCUGCCAAGUCGGUAGCGAUGAUGGCAAGCUCAGCACAAAAGUAUAAGGCCAAGUUCAAGUUGGGAUUCAAGUGCAAUCGGCACAUUUCAGCGAGGUCCAAACCUGUGAUGGUCCCGAGUUUAACACAUAAGCAUUGAAGAAUAACUGCAAAUAAAUUAGACAUGAAUAUGAUGAAGAGCAACUUGUACUCAUACAUAGCACCAGACGACACUGCUGUCGAAUAGUUCCCGGGGUCCAUAUACGCCACUGAGACCAUUAUGCCUGGCCCUACGAACGAGGCAUACUUCUUUGCGCCUGCAAUGACGUCCUUUGCAACAGAUUUCACUCUGUUCAUAGUUGGGGGUUGAGAACUCAUGAGGCCGCGAUUUCAGUUUC